Molecule: messenger RNA, 1962 nt
Organism: Sugiyamaella lignohabitans
Lineage: Eukaryota; Fungi; Ascomycota; Dipodascomycetes; Dipodascales; Trichomonascaceae
Gene: SRP101
Product: Signal recognition particle receptor subunit alpha
Exons: 1
Coding region: 1-1962 (653 amino acids)
Biological process (GO): SRP-dependent cotranslational protein targeting to membrane
Cellular component (GO): signal recognition particle receptor complex; endoplasmic reticulum membrane
Molecular function (GO): ATP hydrolysis activity; GTP binding; GTPase activity
Source: RefSeq, a predicted model, not a curated record
AUGAUUGAUCUGCUGUCGGUUUUCUCGUCGGGUGGAGUGGUGCUCUACUCGGCGACGUAUGCCAAUGUUCCUGAUAGUGUGGUGAAUACGCUGAUUUCGACGGUGUUUAUUGAGAACCGCAAGUCGAGCACGUCGGGAUUCCAGAAAGAUGGGUACACCGUCAAAUACUCUGUGUCGAAUGAUCUUGGCAUGACAUUUGUCGCAGUGUUCAAGACUAUUCUACAGCUAGGAUAUGUCGACAGUCUUUUAGAAGACAGUAAAAAGAUCUUUCUAUCGCUAUUCAGUGAUGAUAUAAAAGAUAAUAUCAAAGCAGGUGAACCAAUUGCUAGUGGUAUUGACUUUACCAAGUUCGAGGCGCUGCUGAAAGUCCGGUUGGCUGAACUCGAGGGUACUACUCCUGAUAUCAAGAACAUCAAAAUUGACGAGGGUGAAUAUGAGAUUAUAAAUAGUCCUAAUGGUCAUGACACGGAUGAUGGACUAACAAGCGAUUCGGUUGUUGGUGGUCCAGGAUCUGGAUCUGGUGCUGGAGCUGCUGCUGUUUCAGGAUUGGCUGCUGAAACAGAUGGUAGUGGGUCUGUUUCAUCGCCUAGUGGAAAGAGAAGAGGUGGUCGACGAGGUAAAAAGUCGUCGAAUACAACUCCAUCAGCAGGAUCUCCUAACCAGUCGGGUGCUGAAGAUGGCAAGCCAUCUGCAGCUACUAAGACCAAGAAGAAGAUGCGACGUAGAUGGGACGAUUCUGGCAUGGCGGAGUAUGACGAUGACGACGAUGUGGUUCUUGAUUACUCGUCAGCAAAAGAUGGCAGUGGAAAUGCUGCGACUGCCGGGGAUACUUCAAAUGUUCUGGAAUUUACUGGUGAUUUGAAAAACUAUGGCUCGUCUACCAAGAGUGGAGAAUUUGUACUGAAAGAGCUUUCUGACGAACUACGAGGUAUUCUUGAUACAGACGACGGUACAGGAACUGGCGGGUUUAGUGUAGCAGCAGCUGCUGGAGCUGGUUCUGGAGCCGGUGUGGCAUCAGCAGCAUCCAGUUCGUUUGGUUUUCUACGGAACUUUCUUGGUGGUAAAACCAUCAGUCCUGAAGAUCUUCAAAAGGCUCUGGCUGCUAUGGAGAACCAUUUAAUGAAGAAAAAUGUUGCUAAAGAAGUAGCUGAGCAUCUCUGUUCGACAGUUGACAAGAGUCUGGUAGGAUCCAAGACACAAAACUGGACUACUGUAGAAGCGACGGUAAGAACAGCCAUGACCGACGCAUUACGACGAAUCCUCACACCCAACACAUCUCUAGACCUGUUACACGAGGUUCAAGCUGCAAGAAAGUCACGACAAAGACCAUAUGUCAUUUCAGUAGUCGGUGUCAAUGGUGUGGGUAAAUCCACUAACCUUUCUAAAAUCGGGUUCUGGCUUCUUCAGAAUAAAUACAAAGUGCUCAUUGCCGCAUGUGACACAUUCAGAUCAGGAGCUGUCGAGCAGUUGAAAGUGCAUGUACGAAGAUUACAAGAACUGACCCAGCGAUUAGGUACUGGAGAAGUUCAGAUCUUUGACGAAGGAUACGGUAAAGACGCAGCUGUGAUAGCUCAAAGAGCCAUUGAAUAUGGCCAACGAAACGAGUUUGAUGUCGUACUCAUUGAUACUGCAGGAAGAAGACACAAUGACGACCGGCUCAUGUCGUCGUUGGAAAAGUUCGGCCAACUGGCUAAUCCCGAUAAAAUCAUCAUGGUCGGUGAAGCUCUAGUAGGAACCGACUCGGUUCAACAAGCACGCAACUUCAACGCAGCAUUCGGUGCCAACCGGAACCUCGACUUCUUCCUUAUCAGCAAAUGCGACACCGUCGGCGACAUGAUCGGAAGCAUGGUCAACAUGACAUACUCCACCGGCAUUCCCGUCCUCUUCGUGGGAGUCGGCCAAAACUACACCGACCUGCGAACCCUGUCCAUCGACUGGGCCGUCAACCUUCUCAUGAGCUAA